AUGGCAUUUCGGAGGAACCAUCCAAGGCAGAGAAGAACAUGUGAAGAAUAUAAAGCUGAACUGGAGGAGGAGAACUACCAUCUUUGUAGUGAAUUGCAAGCAGAAGUUGAUAGUAACUGCCAAAAUGAAAAGCAGAUCAGGGAGCUAGUACGUGAAUGUGUCCGUUGUGAACAAGAAAUCCAAACUCUUAAUGGUGAGAUAGAACGUCUUGAGAAUGCUUCGAAAGAGGAGAUAGUAGAGCUAAAAUCCGAAAUUUCCAGCCUAAAAAAGCAACUAUAUCAAGGUAAGAAGGAUAUUCGUGAUAAUGAAAAACAUAUUUCUAGUAUAGAGAAACGAGGGAAUUCUCCAGACUUGUAUAAUCCUAAUAUUAACUUAGAAAUGGCUACCAUCACAGAGCUAGCAAAUGCUAUAGAUGGUUAUCUGAAUAAUACAACAAUAGGUAGAGAAAUCUUAGCUGAUCAAAUAAAAAAGGCGACAAGGCAGAUUAGCCAAAAAGAGAAUAAUUUGCAUCAGAAUUUAGUACGUGAGCAACGAAGGCGAUAUGAUGCAGAGGCUGAGCAUGAUAAUGAAAUUAUACGAAGGCAAAAUGCUGAAGGAGUGGAACAAAUGGUUAUUGCUGACCUUUAUCAGUUGCGGACUAAUGCUCGAAAUCAAACUAGACUUGCAGAAUCGGGAAUAGAUCCAAAUGAUAAUGUAGCAGGUCCUCCAACAGGAAGAGAUAAUGCAAUAGGACAUUUAAGAGCCUGUAUGAGAGGAAGGACUUUAAAAUGGUUCGAUGAUGAGAUUACUACAAAGCAGAAUUGGGAGAUAACUAACUUAAUCGAUAAUACAGGGCAGGCUAACUUAGUUGCAGUAAAUGGGCGAACUGCAGUACAGAUAGGAGCUAAUGCAUUAAAUGAGGCUGUUGGCCAACCAGGAAAUGCAAUAGUCAAGUUAAGAGCUGUAGAAGAUGCUUGGAAUGAAGACUGGCGUAUAGCAGGUGGCCAUCCUACUAAUGCUCCUGUAAAUGCACCAAAUGCUAAUGCUGGAAAUACAAUAGUUGUAGCUGGUAUUCGAUUUGGUCAAGCCGUAUGGUGGCUAAAAACUCAUUUCCCUACAGUAGAAGAGGAACUUCGGGAUUUGAUGUAUGGAACAAUCAGAAAGGGAGACAUGACUAUAGAUGAAUUAUAUAGAAAAAUAUUACGAAUAGGUAGACGAGCCAACUAUAGACCUGAAGAAUUACGUAGAAAGUUCUUAGAUGCUUUACCACUUUUAUGGCUUGAAAAAGCUGAGGAUAUUGAUGAACAUUUGCCAUUGGAUGAAUUAGCUAAAAAGCUUUAUGAGAUAGAGUUACGCCGAAUAGCAAGACAUAAAAAAGAUAGAUUACCUGACCCUCUAGUAUCUAAUCGAGCAUCUCGGCAAAUAUAUGAACCUUCACCUGUUUUAGCCCCACAACAACAAGGAAUAUCUUUAGAAGAUAUGCAAAAAGCAAUUCAGAAUGCAUUAGCACAACAAAAAACUGAAAACCAGACAUUACCGAGAGGUCCACCAUCUUCAUUGAAAACAGAGGAAGGUCUCAAGAAUUAUUAUGUAUCAGAAUACUUAAAAGAAAUAGGUUUAUUAAGUAAGGAAGAUUUAGACUCAGAUUAUCCUGUAAAAACUUUUCAAAGACCUCGUACACAGCGAAACAAUAAUUCUGCUAGAUUUGAUAGGAUUGAAGAAGGACUUGAAGAAACUCGGAAUAAUGUAAAUCAGUUAGCUGAUCUAUUUCAGAAAAAAAUAUUUAUACAAAAAUGUGGAAUUUGUGAAGAAAUGGGCCAUAGCAAGGGAAGUUGUCCAAAAAGACCAAUAGCUCAAUCUAAAUUAACUCGGUCAUAUUUUACGCCUCUUACACCUAUAGUCCCUCCCGAUUCAGAUGGUGAGAAAAAUGGUGGGGGUGAUUAUGAUGAGGACGAUAAUAGAUGGAUUGGAUAUGACCCACCGCUAUUGUCUAAGCUCUCACCACCAAUACGAAAAAUGUGCUUGUCUCGAAAGGUUCAGGAGGAGGAAUCAAAAGAAUCAGAUGAGUGGUUGUCAUCUUUACAAUAUCUGAAUACUAUUAUAAAUGACUUAACUAUUUCUAAAUCUUUUUUAGAUACCGCCAGUGAGUUCGGUGGUAUAAAUGACCCAGCAAUCAAGGCGCUUAGAUGGAAGGCUGAUAAACCAUCUAAUUUUGCUAUAAAGGGCAAUUCCAAGAAUGAAAAGGGAAUAGUUAAUCGGAGUUUUACCUAUAAAAUAAUUACAGUAGGAAAAUACCCAGAUAAAAAGAUUCUUCAAGUUACUUGUGCACCAAACUGUUAUCCUAUUCCUGAUGAUUACAAAAUACAAACAAAGUGGAAACGCGGAAAUGAAAACAAGGUAAUUCAAUGUAUAAUUACAUAUCAAGACAACAAACCUUUGUAUUAUAUACAAUAUGGUGAAAAUUUUAGUGAGCAAGUUUUUUCUAAGUCGUCAGCUACCAAUACUGCUGGUUUGUUACAUAAGAAAUUUACCGAAAGUAAUGCCAAAACAUCAGGAAUUUUACUUUUUGGAUUACAACUUAAUAAAUUAAAAGAAUAUCAAGAAACGAAAUCAGUCAAACCACACACAAAGAUUUUGAAGCCUGUUAAUGAGAUGACAACUUCUGGAUUGACAAAACGAGCAACGAAGAUAUCAUCUAAAGUGUCAGAACAAUUUUCAGAAAUUGCCAACAAUUAUUAUCUUUCAGAAGAUGUUCCGUUAUUGAAAUCAAUAGAAUUUAGCGUUAAAGAUAAAAGAUAUGAUAUCUAUUAUGGAAAAGAAAAUCAAGUUUUAAAACAUAAAAAAGAAGUUGCAAUUGUAAGAGCAAUGGAUAAAAGCAGAAUUUCGCGUGAUGGAUAUAGAUAUCUUACGGCAAUUGAGCCAAAUUUACCAAAAGAAAAUGCAAUAUCUGAGCAAAAAGUCUUUAUUAACAAUUUAAUGGAACAAAAUGUUAAAAUUAAAAUUAUUAAUAUUGAAGCAACAGCAGAAGUGGAUCCUGAUGAAGUACCACAUAUUAUGGAUGAAAAUAUUGUAGAAACAGUUAUUAAUUCAGUGGGUAAAGCAGGAGUUCGAAGUAUUAAAGAAAUUUUAAUAUUUCUAAUACCAAGUUUAGUUAGAAAAAAUAUUUUAAAUUCAUCACAACCUAUUAUUUCAAUUAGAAUUUCAGGGGAUGGAAGAAAUGUUGGCCGAAAGGUUAAGCAUGUUAUGAUUACAUUUGCAAUUCUUAACCAUAAAAAAGUUCUUUUUUCCCUUGAAUAUCAUUACACUCUUAUUCUUUAUCCUGGGUCUAAAGAAUAUAAUACUUUGGAUAUAACUACGAGGUUAUUAAGAGAAGAAUUAUGGCAGCUAAAAAAUCAAGGACUAACUAUUGGUAAUGUACAUUGGAAAUUUGAAUUAUAUUUUUCUUCUGAUUGGAAGUUUUUAAUUACCUGUUUAGGAUUUAAUUCUCCAACAAGUAACUAUUUUUGUCCUUGGUGUUUAAUUAAAAAGAAUCAACAUAGAGAUUUAGAUGCUAAUUGGACAAUCUCAAAAAAUAUGAAUAAUCUGAGAAAUAAUUAUACCUUUUAUUCAGGUCAUCAUAAAAAGCCAUUGUUUGAUAUGAUUGAAAUAGAAAAUUAUUUAGUUGAUGAAUUACACGUUAUGUUAAGAAUUACCGAUAGACUUUGGAACUUAGUAAUAAAUGAGAUAAUUGAAUCAGGAUUUUUUGAUAUAGCACGUGAAGUUAUUAUUAAAGAAAUGCAGCGUAUUGGUGUUCGCUUUCAAUUUUGGCAAGAAAGAGAUUCCAACAAAUGGUCAUAUACUUCGCUUAUGGAACAAGAAAAACUUAAAGUAUUACUAUGGCAUAUAUGGGAAUUUAUGGAAAAACAUAAUAAAUGGGGUAUUAAAUCUUUUUCCUGUUCUUUAGUUGAAAAGAAGAAUCAUAUGCAAGUAUCAUUUUUUUUUCGCAAAACUAUGAAAGAUGGAGGCAAGCUUGUUAAUUCUAAGGCUGCAAUAGUAGAAAUUCUUGAAGAAGAAAACAGAUCACUUUAUGAAUUAUCUGAUAAUAUUUCUUUUAUUUGUGAUAGACCUCAAAAAAUUAGAAUUAUCAAUAAAAAAAUUAAACCUAAUAGAGUUCAAAUUUAA
Molecule: messenger RNA, 4140 nt
Organism: Rhizophagus irregularis DAOM 181602=DAOM 197198
Lineage: Eukaryota; Fungi; Glomeromycota; Glomeromycetes; Glomerales; Glomeraceae
Source: RefSeq, a predicted model, not a curated record